AUGGGUGUUACUAAGACCACUCACAACGAGGGCUCCGGCGCCAUCCCUAAGCCUGGCCAGACCGUCACCAUUGAGUACACCGGUUACCUCAAGGACACUUCCAAGCCCGACAACAAGGGCAGCAAGUUCGACUCUUCGGUCGGCCGCGGCGACUUCGUCACCCGCAUUGGUGUCGGCCAGGUUAUCAAGGGCUGGGAUGAGGGCGUCACCCAGAUGAAGGUUGGCGAGAAGGCCACCCUCGACAUCACCAGCGACUACGCCUACGGCGAGCGCGGCUUCACCGGCCACAUUCCCCCUAACGCUGACCUCAUCUUCGACGUCCACCUGAAGAACGUCAACUAA
Molecule: messenger RNA, 342 nt
Organism: Colletotrichum higginsianum IMI 349063
Lineage: Eukaryota; Fungi; Ascomycota; Sordariomycetes; Glomerellales; Glomerellaceae
Product: Peptidyl-prolyl cis-trans isomerase
Exons: 6
Coding region: 1-342 (113 amino acids)
Molecular function (GO): peptidyl-prolyl cis-trans isomerase activity
Source: RefSeq, a predicted model, not a curated record